Molecule: messenger RNA, 3227 nt
Organism: Ananas comosus (pineapple)
Lineage: Eukaryota; Viridiplantae; Streptophyta; Magnoliopsida; Poales; Bromeliaceae
Product: myosin-3
Exons: 2
Coding region: 199-2484 (761 amino acids)
Biological process (GO): reciprocal meiotic recombination
Source: RefSeq, a predicted model, not a curated record
CCCAUCAAUCCCUACACCGCGAUCACAACCGUUGACCUUCUCCACGUGUCCACAUCCGCACUGUCCAGUCAAUCUCCGCAUCAGCGCGCUCUCUCUCUCUACAAAGCGACGAGGGUUCUUGCACCAUAUAUCUCUCGUUUCUCUCUCUAGAGGCGAUGGUUCUUGUGGUGGUGGUGGUGGUGGGGGAGGAGGCGUAGGAUGGCGUUCUACGUGGCCGCUCCUCUUAGCGGCAAUUUGCCGAGCACCUCGCGCGCGCGCCGCUCCUCCGCCGAUCAUAAUCAUGCAGCGCUCAACCUGAAGCCAAGAUUCUUGAUCAUUCUUAAAGCUCAAAAGAGAAAGAAUUAUUCUCUUCAUUUAAUCAAAUCGGUCGUUAAAAAACUAAAAUCGAAUAUCAGUAAUGGUGAUGAUGGAAAAACUGAACCAGCGAGAGUUCUUUUGGAGAGACUGUAUGCGAAGACACAAAAUCUAGAUUUCAAUUGUCUGGAGGAUGCUGAAAUAAGUACAAGCCUCAAAGUUUUAAAAUCAGAUAUUGAAGCUGCCCUGUUAGCUCUAAGGAGGAAGGAAGAAGAUCUUCACGAUGCCGAAAAAAGAGUUUUGAUUGAACAAAGAAAAUUAAACUGCACAAAGAAAGAUUUGGAGCGGCGAGAAGAUGAAAUUUCUGCUGCUUCUGCCAGACAACAGCAAAUGGAGGAGGAGUUGAAGAAGACAAAGGGCAAUCUGGCUUCUCAAGCUAUACAAAUUAGAGAUCUAAAGAUUUUCAUUGAGGAGCAAGGUAAAGAAAUUGCAAGAUCAGCCACUUCGCUUUCAGAGAGAGAGAGUGAAAUUGAAAAACUUAAAUCCGAUGUGAUGAAGAAGAAUGAGGAGGCAGCAAUCUUGCGUUCUGAGAUAGAGCUUAAGGAUCGACUAUUACAAGAAGCCAAUGAGACCCUUAGGAAACAAGAAGCUGAAAUAGAAGACCUCCGUAAAGAACUCGAAGGAAAAGAGUUUGAAUUAGCUGAAUCAAAUAAAUUGAGGAAAUCCAAGGAAAAUGAGCUAAAAAUAAUGGAGGUUGAGCUUGAAAAACAAACUGUAGAAUGGUUGGCAGCGAGGGAGGAGUUUAUGGAACUGACAAAGCACAUGGAUGAUAUGAAGGAAACAACUGAGGAUUUUAAACGGGUGACAUCUCUCCUUGCUGCUUUUAGGUCCGAACUAAUAGCCUCACAAGAAUCUCUUGCUUCCAGUCACAGGAAACUGGAGGACCAAGCACUUCAGUUUGAGAAACAAAUGCAAGAAUUAAGCGAACAAAGAGUCUUGCUGAUGUCUUACUCUGAGAAUUUAAAGUUUGCUCAAUUGGAGGUAGAUAGCAAGGCAAAUGAGUUGAGUGCUGCACAUGCUAUAUGCGAGGAACUUGAAUCAAACUUACUGAAGGAGAGAGAAAUGGUGGAGCAUUUGCAAGAGGAGUUAAGUAGAGAGAGAGAGUCCCUGGAGCAAAAAAGCACAGAGACAAGGUCACUACAAAAUGAGCUAAGAGAUAAGGAAAUGCAGUUCCAGAAUUCGCAAAGCCUUCUUCAAGAAAAAGAGUCUGAACUUGCAGAAGCAAGACUUCAAAUCCAGCAUAUGGAAUCCGAGCUAGCCUCCAUCCAACUUAUUGUUCAAGAAAAGGAUUCUGAUCUUUCAGAUGCAAAGAAUAAACUGGUGGAGCUUAGCAAUGAAAUUGUUGCACUUCAGCAGCUAACAAAGAGCAAAGAAGAUCAACUUGUUCAAGCCAUGUCCACAUUACAGGAUAAGGAAGAGUACAUUCAAAUAAUGCAACAAGAAUUAGAUUAUAUAAGGCUAAGAUCAUUGGAAGCUACAUCAGUUGUUCAAAAGAUUGCUCGACUUACGGACAAACUUGUCAUCUCCGUGGAAGGUGAGGAAGAAGAAGCUCUGACAAAUGACACGGACUAUAGUGCUGCUUUUAUGAAGCAGAAGCAAUUGGAGACUCAGCUUGAGAUGGUGAAAGAAUUGUUAAGACAAAAGGAGAUGGAAUUUUUAGAUGCACAGAGAGUUCUCACUGUCAAACAGGAAGAGCUCGAAGCGGUGCAUAGAAGGUGGGAUAUGAGGGAAAAAGAGUUGGAAAAGAUGGAAAAAGAGCUAUUUAGAGAUGCCGAUGGCUUGGAAAAGCUUUAUAGCCUUGCUCAGGAGAGGAUAGGAAACAGAAGCGUGGGUGAACUGGCGAUUGAAAAGCUUCAGAUUGAGGCCACCCAAUUGGAGGCUGAGGCUGCAACCACUGCAUUGAGAAAAAUUGCAGAUAUGACAAAUCAAUUAUUAAAAGAUGGAUAUGCAAGCUCAAAUUCAGGUACUAGUUCUUUUGUGCCUCCAAUUGGAGAAGUGGAAAAAGGUGGUGGUUCAAAUUUGAAUAAGAAUUUCGAUGUCCUUGUAAAGACAGAGAAAGAAGUUGCCGGUCUUUUUGCUUUGACGGAGAAUCUCGUGAAGGAGGCUGGAAUUAGUAGUUUCAGUGAAUAGCAGAAUCAGCUGAUACUAAUACACAGGAUAAUGGUUUGAUUCCUUGUCCAAAAACAGGAGGUGCUUCUAAUUUCUAGAUGGUUCUUUCUUCACCAAAUAUGAUAAUGGAUAAAUCACCCACUAUGCGACGUAAAGGGAAGGACCGGUAUGUAAUUACUCUUCAUCAACUCGGGGAAUAAUGAUCGGGAGAGAGGCUUCGGUGAAGUCCAAAUGUCACUGUUUUUGGAAGCAUCGAAAUCCCGACCAACUCUUCUAUACUAAAUAAACUUCUAAGAGGCAGUAGUUCAAGAGUAAGUACAACUGAUCCAUCUAGUUUGCUCAUUCUUUUACUUAAAUUGAUCUUGUGUACACCACAGCUUGCAUCUCGGAAGCAAUAGAAGAUCUCCCAACUUUUAAGAGAUCAAAAGGUGCUUUGCUCUUCAUUAUAGUACAUAUUUUUGCCGGCAGAAAUUUUUCUCAAUGAGCCAUCACUGCUGAAAUUGAUAAAAUUUACCUGAUUCGUUGUGUGGCUGCUGCUAUUUAAUCCUGUUUUCUUGUGGCUCCCUUCAUUAAGGGGGAAAAAAAAGGUACUAGAAUCAUUCACCACCUGAUUUCAAAACAUCAAAAGUUUACCAACUAAACGGUGAUCUUCUUGUGAUUCAGCAGUGUCCUGUUUCUGUAUGUUCGUUAGUCAUGCGAUCACAGUUUGUCAUGUGAUCAUACGUCAGUCAUAUUAUGACUUAAAUGAUCAGUUUGCUUUUUUA